Molecule: messenger RNA, 3440 nt
Organism: Camelina sativa (false flax)
Lineage: Eukaryota; Viridiplantae; Streptophyta; Magnoliopsida; Brassicales; Brassicaceae
Source: RefSeq, a predicted model, not a curated record
GGGUUGCCAAACAAUUUCCUGUGUGUAAACGGCGGAGAGCUUCUCAGAAAAUAAGAAUUCAGAAACCCUCGACGUGUAAGGAAGUCGGUCUCAAGAGAUUUACAGAAAUCUCUUGAUUGAGCGUAAUAGGUCACAAGAGAAUAAUUCAAUUCCCUUGAUUGAGCUACAAACCAGUUCUUACGCUGCGCCAGGUUGGUAUCAGAGCUCCGCUACAAUCCGUAACUAUGCCGCAACCUAAGAAGGAAGUCCAGCCAAGUGAGGGAGAGCUUAACCGCCAAGCCAUCACAGAACUUUGAGCUCAAGUUCAGAGCUUAGCAACGGUGGUUCAAGCGAUGAGUUUGCGUAAAGCGGCUCCGGAGGAAGACAAAAUUUUUGACGAAGAUGAAAAAACAGAGUAUGACGAGAAUCCUUUUGGUGAAGAAAAGGUGAAGCUUAUUCGUCAAAACGGAGAAGAUGAUAAUGACGGGAGGUGGGAAUCAAGGUUUAAGCUGGAGAUUCCAAAGUUUCAUGGAGGUUCUUCACCCGAGGAUCUUUUGGAUUGGUUUGUUACAGUGGAGGAAAUUCUGGAGUUUAAACGUGUACCCUUAGAACGUUGUGUGCCUUUAAUUGCGAUCCGUUUUCGACAUCGAGCUGCAGCGUGGUGGGCACAAUUGAAAACAACUCGUUCACGUCAAGGGAAGGAGAAAAUCACAUCUUGGAGCAAGCUUCGUAAGCAUAUGCAAAAAAAAAUUUUGCCAUUCAAUUAUGAGCAGCUAUUGUUCCAAAAAUUGCAGAACUUACGUCAAGGGAAUCGUACGGUUGAAGAAUAUGCUACUGAAUUUUUCCUAUUAAUCAAUCGUGUGGAAGUUAGAGAUUCAGAACAACAGUUGAUUUCUCGUUUCAUUGGAGGACUUCGUCAACAGAUUCAACACACACUCAACCUGUUUCACCCUCUUUCUAUUGCCGAAGCUCAUCAACAAGCAAUCACCAUUGAAACACAGACCAAAGGCAAUUAUUCGGGUUGGAGUUCUUCUCGCCUGAAUCGACAACCUUCCCCUGCUACUCCUUUUGCUCCAGAAGUCACUGUUCCUGUUCCAGCUAAGGAGACAGCUAUUGUUCCUGUUGACACGAACCGACCAGUCCGUACGGGAACUCUCCGUUGUUUUGCUUGUGGAGAACCGGGGCAUCGUCAGUCUGCUUGUCCGACACGCAAUCGAAGAGGACUACUACUUGAUGAUACUGGGCGUGAUGUUGAAGUAAUAUAUGAUGAGUAUGAGGAGGAUCCAGUUGUUACGGAGGAAUUAGAAGCAGAUUCAGGUCAACUUUUGAUGUUACGACGUUCUUGCUUAGCACCACGUAGCCAAUCUGAGGCUCCCCAACGUCAUAACCUUUUUCAUUCACUGUGUACGAUUUGUGGUAAGGUUUGUAAUUUCAUAAUUGAUUCGGGUAGUUGUGAGAAUGUUAUUGCAGAGUCUGUAGUUAAAAAGCUGAGUAUUCCCGAUGAGCCACAUCCAGUCCCUUAUAAAUUGGCUUGGUUGCAAAAGGGCAAUGACAUGAGUGUCACACGACGUGCACUUGUGACGUUCUCAAUUGGUGAAGCUUAUAAAGACAAGCUUUACUGCGACGUGGUUCCUAUGGAUGCUUGCCAUUUAUUGUUGGGUCGACCAUGGGAAUUUGAUUGAAAGGUUGUACAUGAUGGGUUUCAUAACACCUACAGCUUCAGCUUUCAAAAUUGCAGCUUUAUUUUGAAGCCUUCGUUGCCUGCUCAAGUAUCAUCCCCCUUUAGCUCAAUCUUAAUCUUACAAAAGCGCCUUUUUGAAGCUGAAAUGUGUGAUGCGGGUAUUGUUUUUGUCAUGCUUGCGACUCAUGCGACUAUUCCAACGGAACGUGUUAUUCCUUCAAUGUUUCAAGACGUGAUUCAUGAGUUCGCCGACGUGUUUCCUGAUGACCUUCCUGCAGGGUUACCACCUUUACGAGAUAUCCAACAUCGCGUUGAUUUUGUGCCGGAUGCAGCUGUCCCUAAUAGAUCCCACUAUCGUAUGAGUCCUAGUGAGCUUGAAGAACUUCGUCGCCAAGUCGAGGAGUUGGUGUCUAAGGGUUUUCUGCGAGAAAGUCUUAGCCCUUGUGCGGUUCUGGCUUUGCUUAUUCCUAAGAAAGAUGGGUCUUGGCGCAUGUGUGUUGACAGUCGUGCUAUUAACAAGAUAACUGUACGCUAUCGUUUUCCGAUUCCACGUCUCGACGAUUUACUUGAUCAGAUUGGUAAAGCAAGUGUGUUCUCUAAACUAGAUUUAAAAAGUGGGUAUCAUCAGAUUCGAAUACGUCCCGGAGAUGAAUGGAAGACUGCAUUUAAGACUCGUGAAGGUCUCUUUGAAUGGUUAGUUAUGCCUUUUGGUUUAUCUAAUGCCCCGAGCACUUUCAUGCGUGUUAUGAAUGAAGCACUUCGCCCUUUUAUCGGUAAAUUUGUAGUUGUUUAUUUUGAUGACAUCCUGCUCUUUAGCUUGUCUCUUAAGGAUCACAUUCGACAUCUCCGUGAGGUCCUUCUUGUUUUGCGUCGUGACAAGUUUUACGCUACUAUGAAGAAAUGUGAAUUUGGAUCACCGGAAGUACAUUUUCUUGGUUAUAUUGUCUCGGCUGAAGGUUUAGCUGUUGAUCCUGGCAAAGUAUCGGCUAUUCAGUCCUGGCCUGAACCUAAAACACUUACUGAUACUCGAAGCUUUCAUGGGCUAGCUUCUUUUUAUCGUCGUUUUGUGCCACAAUUCAGUAGCUUGAUGGCACCUAUUACCGAUUGUAUUAAAGAAGGCUCUUUCUUGUGGACUCCAGGUGCUUCUACGGCAUUUGAGGUGAUUAAAAAAAAAAUUAAGUUCAGCUCCAAUAUUAGCUCUUCCGGAUUUUUCGUUGGUGUUCGAGCUACACUAUUAUGCAUCAAAGACAGGCAUUGGUGCCGUCUUAAGCCAGCGACAACGUCCCAUUGCUUUUUUUAGUGAAAAAUUGUCGGGUUCUCGGUCACGUUACAGUACGUACGAUGUGGAGUUUUAUGCUAUUGUGCAGGCAGUCAAACAUUGGCGACAUUAUCUGUUUCACAAAGAGUUUGUUCUGUAUACAGAUCAUGAUGCUCUUAAACAUCUUAGCACACAAGACAAGGUUUCAGCUAGACAUGCUUCAUGGAUUGGCUAUUUACAACAGUUUACAUUUGUGAUCAAGCACACGUCUGGAUCUAGUAACCGUGUUGCUGAUGCUUUAAGUAGACGCCAUGCACUCCUUGCUGUGUUAAACGUCUCUGUUCCGGGUCUUAGUACUUUCACAGAUUUAUAUCCCAUAGACCCUUUCUUUGGUCGUAUUCUACAGGACGUUGAGUCUGGUUCAUCACGGGAUUAUACACUUCAUGAGGUAUUUCUCUUCAAGGAUUCUCGUUUAUGUAUACCAGAUUGUAGCUUACGUUUGCAACUUAUCUCCGAACUUUA